AUGGAUUCUAGUAUGGAGGAAAUGAUUAAAUUGCUAGGAUUAGGGAUGGAUGAUGCUCAUGUUGUGGGGAUAUGGGGGAUGGGUGGAAUAGGUAAGACAACUCUUGCAAGUGCUAUUUAUGCCCAUAUCUCUUGCCAAUUUGAAGAUUACAGCUUCAUUGAAAAUGUUAGAGAAGUUUCAGAAAAAGGUGGUCUGCAAAGUCUACACGAACAACUCAUUUCCGAAAUCUUAAUGGAGAAAGAUUUGAAAGUAGGAAAUAUUGGUAGUGCCUUAAGUACAAUAAGCAAUAGGGUAUGCCGUAAGAAGGUUCAUAUUGUUCUUGAUGAUGUGCAUGAGUCAACAGAACUUGAAAAAUUGGUAGGAGAGCUUGAUUGGUUUGGUUUUGGAAACAAUAAACUGAUGAUGCAUGAUUUGAUACAAGAACUGGGGUGGAAUGUUGUUCGUCAGGAAUCACCUAAAGAGCCUAGGCAGCGUAGUAGGUAUUGGCUUUAUGAAGAUUCGACACAUGUGCUGGUGAAGAAUAUGGUAAGAGAUCAUAUUGAGAAGUAUGAACACUCUAAACUUAAUUAUUUAACAAAGCUAAUUCUGCAUAGUGACAUUCAAUUGGAAACUCUUGAAGUUCUUAAUGUCUCUGGGUGCUCAAAGGUUGAAAACAUUUCAGUCAACUUUGGAUAUAUGAAAUGUUUAUUAGAGCUUGAUUUAGAUGGGAUUGGUGUAAGUGAACUUCCAGCUUCAAUUGGACAUCUUUGCCAAUCUUGUUUUAUUGAGUCUGAGCAAUUGCAAAAAAUUGAGAAGUAUUUCAGACAACAUUUGUCAGUUGAAAACUCUUAG
Messenger RNA from Camellia sinensis, 831 nucleotides. NCBI's taxonomy places the organism in Eukaryota, Viridiplantae, Streptophyta, Magnoliopsida, Ericales, Theaceae. The record is from RefSeq and is a predicted model, not a curated record.